This is a messenger RNA of Crotalus tigris (Tiger rattlesnake), 722 nucleotides long. Its product is annotated as cytochrome c oxidase assembly protein COX16 homolog, mitochondrial. Gene Ontology annotation, biological process: mitochondrial respiratory chain complex IV assembly. The coding region runs from base 265 to 501 and encodes 78 amino acids. The transcript is spliced from 5 exons. Lineage: Eukaryota; Metazoa; Chordata; Lepidosauria; Squamata; Viperidae. The record is from RefSeq and is a predicted model, not a curated record. Gene Ontology annotation, cellular component: mitochondrial inner membrane.
UGAAAUUUCUGCUGGAUCGUGGCACUGGUAAAGAGAUGAUCUCCCUGCGAGGCUAAAAAGUGAGCCAUGGCCUGGAUGCAAAGGCUGCGGAAAAGCAAAUCGCUGCAAUAUGGACUCCCGAUGAUGCUCAUGGUGCACUUGGCUCUCAAAUACAGUAGGUGGUGCUCCAGUUUAUAAAGUGUAGUAAGAGAAAUACUACAGUCAAUACAGUCAGGGUUGCAGCACUUGGUGACUCAUCCUGUGUGACUUGCUUACUGCACUGGGAUGGUGUUAAUAGUUGGUGGGUCAUUUGGGCUCCGUGAAUUUGCACAGAUUCGAUAUGAUAUUCAGAAGGUUCGUGGAAAGAUGGAUCCAGACUUGGAAAAAAGGCUCAAAAAGAGUAAGGUGACCCUGGAACAGGAAUAUGAGAAAAUGAAAAAUGCCUCAUUUGAUGACUGGAAGAACAUCAGAGGGCCCCGCCCGUGGGAAGAGACUGGAUCUGAUCAAGAGAAGCAGCAGUAGCAGUACAGUGCUGCCUAAAAGCCAACCUAACUAAUUAACUAGUUGUGCUCUUGAAUUAUCCUGUAAGAUGAAUACAAUGGGUGAAUUAAUAGAAUCUGCUACUAAGAAUAUGGCUAUGUUUGACAUGGCUAAGCAGAAGCCUUGUAAGUAAAUAUUUUGAAUUUUGCAGUGAUUAUUGAUAAUGCUAGUCAAAUAAAUUUAGAUAAGAAUUUAAUUAAAAA